This is a messenger RNA of Haplochromis burtoni (Burton's mouthbrooder), 4326 nucleotides long. RefSeq names its product excitatory amino acid transporter 5. Gene Ontology annotation, molecular function: L-glutamate transmembrane transporter activity; glutamate:sodium symporter activity; neutral L-amino acid transmembrane transporter activity. The coding region runs from base 58 to 1785 and encodes 575 amino acids. Gene Ontology annotation, cellular component: plasma membrane. The record is from RefSeq and is a predicted model, not a curated record. Gene Ontology annotation, biological process: L-glutamate transmembrane transport. Lineage: Eukaryota; Metazoa; Chordata; Actinopteri; Cichliformes; Cichlidae. The transcript has 11 exons.
UCUCACAGGUUUGUCUGCCUGCCAGCCACACAUAUAAACACUCAGAUCUUCACAGGUAUGGAGGAACUUCUGUUACCGAACGUUGAGGAGGAGGUGCGCUCUGACAACAGCUCGUACGCGCCUGGAAAUGCAGAGAAGACGAUGGGGGACCAAAUGAAGACUUUCCUCCUGAAGACAGUGAAGGGGGACCUGAGGACGGUGAAGAAUUUCUUUAAGAGGAAUGGGCUGCUCACGCUGUCAGUCAUCUCUGUGAUCACCGGCUGCACGCUAGGCUUUAUGUUGAGAGGAAGUCAGAUGUCUACACAGGCCAAGAUCUACUUCUCUUUUCCUGGUGAGCUGCUGAUGAGGAUGCUGAAGAUGCUCAUCCUUCCUCUCAUCACGUCCAGUUUAAUGUCGGGUCUAUCAUCGAUGGAGUCGAAGGCAUGUUGCCGAAUGGGUGUCCUCACCGUCACAUACUACCUCUGGACCACCUUCAUCGCCGUAGUGGUCGGCAUCUUUCUCGUGAUCAUCAUCAAACCAGGUGUGGGCACAGAGAUGGAGAGCAACCGGCUGGGUGGCGGGCCUGUCAUGACCUCGGCUGAUGCCCUCCUCGACCUCAUCAGAAACAUGGUUCCUUCCAAUCUAAUUGAGGCCACAUUUCAACAGUACAAAACAGACCUGAUUCCCAUCCUCAAAGUCCCAACCAAAACAAUUCAGCCCAACUUUGUCUAUGUGAUCCCUGAUGACAAUGACCCCAAAGGGCGCAUGGUGUACCUCGAGCUGACUCCUCCUCCAGAUGUCAUAUACAAGACAAGUCCAGGCAGCAGCCAGCAGAUGAAUGUCCUUGGCAUCGUUAUCUUCUCUGCAACUAUGGGUUUGUUGCUGGGCAGGAUGGGAGAGCGAGGAGUCCCACUGAUCAAUGUCUGUCAGUGCAUCAACGAGUGUGUCAUGAAGAUCAUCAACGCUGCUGUUUGGUAUUUUCCAUUUGGGAUUAUCUUUUUGGUGGCGGGGAAGAUCCUGGACAUGCAGGAUCCGAGCACUCUGGGGAAGAAGUUGGGCUGGUACGGCGUUACUGUGCUCACCGGGCUCUUUGUUCAUGGACUUGUCCUCCUUCCUCUCUUCUACUUCCUUCUCACCAGGAAGAACCCCUUCAGCUAUAUCCGUGGCCUCCUGCAGGCCUUGGUCAUCGCCCUGGCAACCUCCUCCAGCUCUGCCACACUGCCUAUCACCAUGAAGUGUUUGCUGGAAAACUGUCAUGUGGACCGGCAGAUCGCUCGUUUUGUUCUCCCAGUGGGUGCCACUAUCAACAUGGAUGGCACAGCUCUCUAUGAGGCAGUGGCAGCCAUCUUUAUUGCUCAGGUUAAUGACUACGAGCUGGACUUUGGCCAAUUGGUCACCAUCAGUAUCACAGCUACAGCCGCCAGCAUUGGAGCAGCUGGGAUUCCUCAGGCUGGUCUGGUUACCAUGGUAAUCGUACUCACAUCAGUAGGCCUGCCACCAGAUGACAUCACACUAAUCGUAGCCAUUGAUUGGAUCCUUGACAGGUUUCGUACCAUGAUCAACGUUCUUGGUGACGCCCUUGCAGCAGGAAUCAUUGCGCACCUCUGUCGGAAAGACUUUCCCCUGAGCACAGCAGGAAAGCCUGCGCCGUCCUACGGGACACAGACUCCGCACAAAAACUCCAACACGGUCGAUGUGCCAAUGACGGAGAUGCACACACACAAAGACUGCACGUUCGAUUUGACCGGUGACUCGGUGAGCCAGAUGAAUGCACACACAGUCUACUACAACAUCUGCCAGGUGUGAAUGGAGAGAGUGGAGCAACUCACCUUGCAAAGGUCCAACUGGGUCUGUGAGACCUCAUAGUGCCAUCUGAACAGGAUUGUUAAGAAGAGAUUAAUUCUAUACAGGAACCUCCUUUUUGGUGUCAGCUUGAUUAAGCUAACUUGAGGUGGAGGUGGCCAAAACUGGACUGCUUAUUUCGGAGCUUCUCUUGCUCAUUAAGGACAAGAAAUGUGUGAGGUAACACAUUUCAGCAGCCUCUAUUGUUCUCAUUUUCAGCACUCCAGCAACCCCUCAACUCAUCUGUUGUCUCAAAAAAGCUCCUGUCUCUUUCAGGCCUGGGCAUAAGCCCACGUUCAUCUGAUUAGGCACUUUCUGGAAGCCUGCAGAGGGGCAGCACCCAGUGCUCAUGAACAGCACAGAGCAGUCUGAAGCUGGCACUUUUUGUUCACUGGGAUUACUUUUACAUUUAAUAACAUCAGAGACUGCAGCAGUGAAUGCAGGACAGAAAACAAGAAAAAGCAGAUAGGGUCCCUUUAAAAGAAGCCCUCCAGCUACAGGAAUUGCAGGCUUUAUUGCAUCGGCUUAUUUUGGUCCACUGUGGCUGAAAUAAAUGGGUUUGUGUUGCUGUGCUGAUCAUAGCCACCAUGUGGUUAGAAUGACUGGGUAUCACAUGUCACGAAUUAAAGCCACCUAAAUGUCAAACUAUUGUUUUUAUUAUUAUUGUUUGUAACUGCAGGUAAAAUGAGUUUUCCUUUCAGGAGAAGUUCAUUUCAUUCCGGUUUCAUAUAAGAAAUCCAAUUCCUGAUGUUGCCAGUGGAAACAUGGAGCUGUUUCCACUGGCAAGACACUGGACUGUGAUCUGAUUGGCUGAUGCUCGGUGCACACUGGGUGAAGGGUUAAAGUGUAAUGAACGAAUUCAAGUGCUCUUCCUCUUGUAGAGUCAACCUUCUUCUGAUUCCUUUGUAUACAGUAGCAUGCUGGCAUGCGUUCUCACUGACUUCAUGCAAAGUCGAGGUGCAUUAUUUUCUUCUUUUUGUUUUUUGUUUUUUCACUUGAAUAUUGCAAAGGUAAACAAAGUGCUGUGUGGAUUUGUGGAAUUUUGUCGAUGACAGUUGCAGCUAAUGUGAACAGAUUUUAAUUUAAUUCUGGGUCUGCUAAACAUUCAGAAUUGGUUACUUUCAGUGAUUUAUCAGGAGCCUCUGGAGCCACAAAACCAACUUUCUGUUAAGGCCAGGAGAUCUGAAGAGCACACCACAAAGAAGUGCUCUCAAUUUACUAAUUCACUUGUAAGGAUUACUGAAAGGAGCUCUGCAUAAUCUAUAGCAAAAUCAGCAUUAUGGGGCUCAGGUUUGUGCAUAGCUGAUGUUCACACUCCAUCCUCAGUGACAAAACAGUUGACAAGGCUUUUCUGAACCACUAAGAUGUACUGUAUGUGCUAUAUGUCUUCUAUGUAAUACAACAACUCAUGUCAUCUGAGUUGGCGUGAUGAAGAUACCAAUACUGGCUACGUGCUGAGUGACGUCAUGCUUAUGUAGCUCAAGAUGCAACCAACAGUUGCAAGGGAAAAAUUUGGAUGUCAGCUACAAAUUGAAAGGUUGGUAGUUGGAUCUCCAUCUGCUCCAGUCAACUCAAGAGGGUGCUGUACCAAAAGCCUCCUUGUGAUGGCUUUGGUUGCUAGCAGAUUACCCAUAGUUUGUUACCCAUAGUUUGCAUGUAAGACAUGAGAUUAUAUGCAAACACUCAAAAGCUACUCACCAGAUGGUAGUCAAACUGUAAACACUGCAACACAAGGCAGAUAUGGAGAAUAACUGCCUUUAACGUAAAAGUUACGUCUCAGCACAACAAUCAACACGUUUCAAAACACCCAACUCUAUAAAAUACAUAUGUCUAUAUUAAAUUAAAAGCAUAACAAUAAGUAACUGGUAUGUAGAAAUUGGUAUUCUGAGAGCACAACGUUGUCAGUUGCAUGUUGUGUUUGUUGUUGUGUUUAUCUUCACAAUAAUAUUUCCAGGUCCGAAUGUCAGAAAUUCAUCAAUCUAAACAAUAUGGAUCCCUGGAAAUUCUGACACAACAAUAGUGUUAUUAAUGUUUUCUAAUUAUGUACUUUUCUAACCUUUCCAGUACUUCUUAGCUGUGUAUAUUACCUUGAGUUUGGGAGUCUGUACUGAAAAUAAAAAUAGAAUGAAAUAUUGACUAUUUAUCUUCAGGGCUAAAAGUGAGAUGGAGAAAUUAAAGGAAAGAUUAAAGAUUUGUAUGCUGCAUGAGUUGAUGUUCAGUGGUUGAGAUACAGCUCUUUAAACUGCUUGAAGUGCCCCUGAAUGUCUCUGUUUUAAAGUAGCUUUUUGUUUGUUUGUUUGUUUGUUUGUUUGUUUGUUUGUUUGUUUGUUUGUUUGUUUGUUUGUUUGUUUGUUUGUUUGAGUUAAAUGUGAAAAUGUGGACCUGCCUUAAUCUACAGUUGUGGUAAGAAGUUACAUACAAUACAUCAUAGGGAUAAAUCCAGCACCAGUAACUUAAGGAACUAAGUUAGUACAUGUAUAUACAGUAUUGAUUCUAUAUAUAAAC